AUGACCAGUAUGGCAGAAUGGCUCGUGCAAAACAAGGACAAGAUCGAGAAGGCGGUGGAGAUUAUGGGACAGGCCUCUACGGUCCUGGCAGCCACUGUGGGCCAGCUCCAUCCCAUCCUGAAGGCCGUGUUUGUAGCCUCCUCUGAGAUCCUCAGCAACCCGGAAGGACAGGACGCCUGCUACCUGACUAAGCAGUUCAGCAUGGUCAACCGGAAACUGGAAGACAUCAAGGCUGAGAUCGAAAAAAUCGCCCUGGUGCUGAAGAAGUCCUCCUUGAAUAAGCAGAACUUUGACCGUGAGGCACAAAUGCUCAGCCAGUACGAGAAGUUCCAGGACUUUGUCAACGCCAAGCCCAAGUUCAAAGAGAAGAAGAUGGAGAAGUUCCUCAGCCAUUAUGAGAACACGGACACAGACUUGAACCUGGACGCCCUCUACAAUGCUGUUACUGGAGACAAUACCUCAGGUGACCAAAUGCUGGAGAAAGUGCUUGACACAGAACAAAGGAGUAGAAGGGCGGUAGAAGAUUUCUGUGCCAGGCUUAAGAAGCUCUUUGUGGUGGGCAUCAUUGCUGUCAUGGGUUACGCCAGCCUCAAGGAAGGGGUUGUGGGGGAUGAGAUGGUGAAGAAGUGGCAGGAGCGUUUGGAAGAUGUUGAGAACCGCAUGAAAGCAGCGGUGGACGAUUGCACUGAAAACUUCGCUGAUCAAGCCAAACUGGACAUGGAAAACAAGCUUCGGGAGAAACCUGGAAGUGUUGACCUUGACUUCACCAAAUCCAUAUUGGACACCCUUGUUAAGAAAUAUGACUGGGUGAGCUGGUGUAUCAUGGUCUUCAAUGACAAGGAGCGCAUUUUCUUUUUCAACUGGCUAGCUGGAAAGAAGUACCAUGGAAGUAGAGGAGGGGCUAAUUACUUUGAUGUGUUGACCAAGAACAACAUCAAAGUGGUGAUCUCUUUCAGUGUUCAGCCUAAGCCUAUCAACAAGGGUCAGAUCCAGCAAGAGAUUGAGGGGCAGAAACUGAAAGGGAACAUGAUAGAUGUGGCUCAGGUCCUCAGCGAAAGACUCCCCACCUGCCAGGUGCAUGCUGUCAGCUACUAUAAGAAAGUGGUGGAGACCAACAACUUCCAAGAGGAUUGUUACUACUAUGGACAACACCAAAAUGCGUACCUAUGCAUUCAUCCUAAUUAG
Molecule: messenger RNA, 1185 nt
Organism: Coregonus clupeaformis (lake whitefish)
Lineage: Eukaryota; Metazoa; Chordata; Actinopteri; Salmoniformes; Salmonidae
Exons: 1
Coding region: 1-1185 (394 amino acids)
Source: RefSeq, a predicted model, not a curated record